AGUCAGUCAGCAGUCCGGAGACACUACUUCUGAAAAUGGGACUAAGGGACGAACUCCUCAAGGCAAUAUGGCACGCAUUCACAGCCCUGGAUGUGGAUAAAAGUGGGAAAGUGUCGAAGUCACAGUUGAAGGUGCUUUCCCAUAAUCUCUGCACUGUGAUGAAGAUCCCUCAUGAUCCUGUAGCUCUGGAGGUACACUUUAGAGAUGAUGAUGAAGGUCCUGUUUCCAAUCAGGGAUACAUGCCCUACCUGAACCGGUUUAUUCUGGACAAGGUCCAGGACAACUUUGACAGAAUCGACUUUAACAGGAUGUGCUGGACUUUGUGUGCAAGAAAAAACCUCAACAGAAAUCACAUACUUAUCUCAGAUGAUGAUGCUUUUAAGAUCUGGUGCAUUUUCAACUUCCUGUCUGAGGAAAAAUAUCCCUUGGUCAUGGUCACAGAAGAGAUAGAGUACUUCCUUCGGAAGCUAACAGAAGCCAUGGGCGGCAUCUGGAUUGAAGAAAAGUUUGAAGAAUACAAGAGUCAGCUGAGCAGCAAGCAGCAAUGCUUGAGUGUGUGGGAGGUGAUUGAACUGGUGGGCAUGGGUCACUUUAGUAAGGGCAUGGACCACCAGACCCUCUCCAUGGGCAUCAAUGAAGUGUUCCAGGAACUUAUUCUGGAUGUACUCAAACAGGGUUACAUGAUGAAAAAGGGCCACAAAAGGAAGAACUGGACAGAACGAUGGUUCCUUUUGAAACCCAGCUCAAUUUCAUACUAUGUCAGUGAAGAUCUUACAGAAAAGAAAGGGGACAUACUACUGGAUGGAAACUGUUGUGUUGAGUCAUUACCAGAUAAGGAGGGUAAAAAGUGCCUUUUCUACAUCAAGUGUUCUGACAAAAGCUAUGAGAUCAGUGUCUCGGAUAAGAAGAAAAAACAAGAGUGGAUUCAAGCUAUUCAGACGUGUAUCACAUUGCUGAAGGUUGGGCGUCCGGCUCCACACCACGAGGCACGACAGAAACGUCGAGAGUUGCAACAAAAACAACAGGCUGAGCAGGCAGAACUUGAGCUAAGGAUGAGAGAACUGCAGACAGCCAAUGAGAACAAACAGAGAGAGCUGGAGGCCUUGCGGAAGAAACUGGAGGAGGCCGCAGCCAACGCAGCAGAAGAGGAACGCAGACGUCUGCAGACACAGAACGAGCUGCAGGAUAUCUACAGGGUGGAAAUGGAGAAAGAGAAAAUGGUGCGGCUGCAAAUGGAAGAACAGGUGGCUCAAAAGUCCACUGAGUUAGAGCAGUACCUGCAGCGCGUGCGUGAGCUGGAGAAUAUGUACCACCGCUUAGAGGAUGCACUGGAGGAGGAAAGACAGGCCAGGCAGGAUGAGGAAACUGUCAGAAAGCUACAGGCCAGGCUGUUGGAGGAGGAGGUAACUAAACGUGGAGAGCUGGAGCAGAUACACCUGAAUCAGCAGCAGACCAUUUCUCAGACGCAGGCCGAGAAAAUGGAACUGGAACGAGAACAGCUGGCUAAGGAGAGUGCCCUGCAGGCUGCCAUGCAACAGCUGCAGCAGCUGGAGUCUGACAGGCAGGGUGCACUGGAGCAAUAUGAGGAGGUGAUGAAAAAACUAGCAGAUGCUGCCAACAAUACAAAGAGCUGGAAGGACAAGGUGGCCCACCAUGAGGGACUCAUCCGGAUCAUUCAGCCAGGCCCCAAGUACCCACAGAAAAUCACAAAUUGGGGACCUGCAUCAUUCACAGACACAGAACUGAGUCUGAGAGAGAAAGACUGGCAGGAAAAGAAAAACAGGCCUGCUAACACCCAAUAGUGCAUUAGAGUUCUCUCAUUGAUACAAUACUGUUAAGGUUUCUGUAGAUAGAGUGUAUACACUGCCUCUGUGGGGUUAGUCUUUGACCACACUAAAUGGAAACUGUAGGACGGCCUGCAUGACAUUACAUAGGGUAAGGUUUAUUCUCCUGCCAUUCCAAUCUAUACUGUAACAUUCAAGUGUCAUUUUGCUACAGCUUUGAAGUGAUUUUAUAAAUAUAUAAUA
Molecule: messenger RNA, 2027 nt
Organism: Xyrauchen texanus (razorback sucker)
Lineage: Eukaryota; Metazoa; Chordata; Actinopteri; Cypriniformes; Catostomidae
Product: switch-associated protein 70-like
Exons: 12
Coding region: 36-1802 (588 amino acids)
Cellular component (GO): cytoplasm; nucleus
Molecular function (GO): calcium ion binding
Source: RefSeq, a predicted model, not a curated record